Knipowitschia caucasica is the source of this 819-nucleotide messenger RNA. The record is from the annotation of a GenBank genome assembly. NCBI's taxonomy places the organism in Eukaryota, Metazoa, Chordata, Actinopteri, Gobiiformes, Gobiidae.
AUGUCACAGUGCAAAACUGCCAAUCCCCUGCACUCCCUGUAUCAACUGCACAGGGAUGCAGAGCACAGGGACGGAGAGCACAGGGACACAGAGCACAGGGACGCAGAGCACAGGGACAGAGAGCACAGGGACACAGAGCACAGCGACGCAGAGCACAGGGACAGAGAGCACAGGAACAGAGAGCACAGGGACGCAGAGCAUAGGUACAGAGAGCACAUGGACAUAGAGCACAGGGACGGAGAGCACAGGGACGCAGAGCACAGGGACGCAGAGCACAGGGACACAGAGCACAGGGACGCAGAGCAUAGGGACGCAGAGCACAGGGACAGAGAGCACAGGGACGCAGAGCACAGGUACAGAGAGCACAUGGACAGAGAGCACAGGGACGGAGAGCACAGGGACAGAGAGCACAGGGACACAGAGCACAGCAACGCAGAGCACAGGGACGCAGAGCACAGGGACACAGAGCACAGCGACGCAGAGCACAGCGACGCAGAGCACAGGGACGCAGAGCACAGCAACGCAGAGCACAGGGACGCAGAGCACAGGGACACAGAGCACAGCGACGCAGAGCACAGGGACACAGAGCACAGCGACGCAGAGCACAGGGACACAGAGCACAGGGACCUUCUCCAUGGAAACAUGCAGUCGAGAGGGUCCUGUGCUCUCUUCGUGCCUCAGAACCUGCAGCCUCAGCUCCUCACGUUCGCCAUAAAAGAUGUUUUACUCGGUCAUAAAGCUGCCGCCCCGGUGCAGGCCCUGACUCGUAAUCGCGCCGUCCAGCUGCGUCCGCCGCCCGCCACGUUAAUGAGAAUAUGA